Messenger RNA from Ostrea edulis (European flat oyster), 840 nucleotides. RefSeq names its product hemagglutinin/amebocyte aggregation factor-like. The record is from RefSeq and is a predicted model, not a curated record. The transcript has 6 exons. NCBI's taxonomy places the organism in Eukaryota, Metazoa, Mollusca, Bivalvia, Ostreida, Ostreidae. The coding region runs from base 127 to 732 and encodes 201 amino acids.
GAUAGUUGGGCAAACACGGACCCCUGGACACAUCAGAGGUGGGAUCAAGUGCCUAGGAGGAGUAAGCACCACUGUCGACAUGUCACACCCGCCGUGAACCUCAUAUCAUGAUCAGAUUUUAAAACAAUGAGGGCCUUGACACUUGCACUUUUUACACUGAUGUGUGUGUACGUAUCAGCUCAGUGGAAAAACAAUUGGGACAGGCCGCUAAACUUUCAGUGCCCGUCCACAAAUAGUGCUAUCUCUCACGUCGUAUCCAUGCAUAAUAACAAAAAGGAGGACAGGCGAUUUAAUUUCAACUGUAGACCUGUUCAGGCAGUCUCUGGACCCAUUUCUUGCAAAUUAUCAGGUUAUGUGAAUAGCUACGAUCAGCCAGUCCUUUAUACGUGUCCAAAUGGGGGUUAUCUGAAUGGUGUCUCUAGUGUACACAACAACAAGAAGGAAGACAGAAUGUUUAGAUUUAGAUGCUGUACUCCAAAACCAGGCUAUCACCACAAGAACUGCAAAUGGACUGGUUGGGUUAACAACUGGGAUGAAACUUUUUCAUACUUUGUUCCUCGUAAUUACGUCAUCAGAGGAAUCAACAGUAUUCACAACAAUAAGAAAGAGAUUUCAAAAUUAAGAGUUGGGGAAAUACGGACCUCUGAAUAUACCAGAGAUGGGAUUUGGUGCCCAGGAGAAGUUAGCAUACCUUGUGGACCGCUCAUAAUUGUCAUGAACCCUAUAUCUUGAUCAGGGACCGAAGAUUUAAAUUUGAAAUCUGCCAGAUCACCAACCAUUGAAUUGGAUGCCAGUUACUCAAAUAAUGUAGAUUAAUGCAAUAAAUGCUUUAAAAACAUA